Molecule: messenger RNA, 851 nt
Organism: Helianthus annuus (common sunflower)
Lineage: Eukaryota; Viridiplantae; Streptophyta; Magnoliopsida; Asterales; Asteraceae
Product: BURP domain-containing protein BNM2C
Exons: 2
Coding region: 2-796 (264 amino acids)
Source: RefSeq, a predicted model, not a curated record
GAUGGCCUUUGCUUCUUUCAUCUUGUCUGCAAUGUUGCUUCAGUUCUCUCUUGGAUGCAAUGCUUUGGAAAUCUUGGAUAACAAUCACAACAACGUUGUCAAACCCAAAGAAGAUCCAGAUUUCGACCCUUCUCUACAUGUCUUCUUCAAGGUCACCGAUCUAUACCAAGGCAAAAGGAUGCCAAUUUAUUUUGCAUCAAAUGACGAUUCUACCCCUACACAUCUACUCUCUAGAACGGAUGCUGAUUCCAUCCCUUUCUCCUCAUCGAAACUCCCAUACCUUCUUGAAUACUUCCAAUUCUCAAACACAUCUUCACAAGCCAAAGCGAUGGAAACAACACUCAGGCAAUGUGAGCUCGAACCUAUAAGGGAUGAGUUCAAGCGGUGUGUGACAUCACUGGAGUCCAUAAUGGAUAUGACACAAGAGUUUUUUGGUUCGGUCAAACCGAAAGUUUUGACCACCAAGAUUUUGAGUUCUAACCAUACCCUUUACCAAAACUAUACUUUGGUUGAGAAGCCAUUAGAGGUCAAUACAUCUGAAAUGGUGGCUUGUCAUACCAUGGCUUACCCUUAUAUGGUUUACUAUUGUCAUGGGCACAAGGGUCAUAUGACUAGGAUUUUUAAGCUUGCAUUAGGUGGGGAUAAUAAUGAGAGAAUUGAAUCUAUCUCUGUUUGCCACAAGGACACGUCCAUGUGGGACGCAGACCAUGUGGCGUUCCGGUUGCUCGGAGGUUAUCCUGGGAGCGGUCCGGUGUGCCAUGUUAUUCCCAUCGAUAACCUUGUAUGGGUUGCGUAAUUGUGUAGUUUGUAUUACAAAUAUAAUAAAUGAAUAAAUGAAUAAUUGUGGUUGA